Molecule: messenger RNA, 1276 nt
Organism: Dendronephthya gigantea
Lineage: Eukaryota; Metazoa; Cnidaria; Anthozoa; Malacalcyonacea; Nephtheidae
Exons: 4
Coding region: 95-1276 (393 amino acids)
Biological process (GO): transmembrane transport
Molecular function (GO): transmembrane transporter activity
Source: RefSeq, a predicted model, not a curated record
UUAGUAAACCGGUUUGGGAAAUAAACAUCAACCUGCCAAAUGGAGCUGUUAGGUUAGGCAUGUUUACUUCCCAAACCGGUUUGUACAUGCAUUCAUGCAUUUCUUCUCUGCUCCGCUAUAUACUAAACUAUCGAGUACGUUCGAGAUACCAAACAAAAUAUACAUCGCUGAAAAGCUUCACAUCUCGGUGGUCAGAUAUUCCAAGAGAGUAGCCGGAAUUAUGGCCCUGAAGAUAAAUUUCACUUCGUUGAAGAACUUUGUCUUCUACUAUAUAUCGUUUCGUCUGUUGACGGAGGGUAUUGAAGAAUUUCUCAUCCAGCCAACUGCUUGGUAUUAUAUCAACUUUCUGGGAGAAUCAAAUGUGUUUCUUGGAUUAACUUUGGCUGGUUAUUCCGCGGGUGCUUUAUUGUUCGCGCCGGUUGUUGGUGUUCUGGAGGUGAAAUUUGAUGUUUCGAAAAUACUAACCGUCAUGUGUGCUGCUGUGAGGUUCGUCGGUAAUUUAUUAUAUUCAAUUCCAAUCAAUGGAUAUUUUCCAAUGGUUGGAAGGUUUAUAUGUGGUCUGGGCGCUAGUACAGAAGGAAUAUUGUUCGGGGUUAUAACUAAAGGUACUACCAGUAGAAAUCGUGCAAAAGCAUUUCUAUAUCUCGAAGGUCUCUACUGCCUUGGUACCACAUGUGGACCUAUACUUGGUAGCGUUCUAACAUUCAAAAUGGACAUAUUUGGUUGGAAAAUUAACGCAGGAAACUCACCAGGAGUCGUUCUGAUGCUUAUUUGGUUUACCUUACUAAUGUGCGCACUCUUUUUACCAAACGACCUCGCGGAAAACACAGGUGAUGGAGAGAGGUCAAUUAUUGACAGCGACAAUUCCUCCCCAUCAUCAAAAACAACCGCAGAACAUGAUAACGGACCUCCUUCUUCGUCGUCGAUGAUUCGUGAAGAAAACUCAGCUGGGGGACUGGGAACAGCAUUGUUAGAUGACGACAGCGACGAUGGUAUUAGCUUAUCAAAAUCACUCGCUUGGCAUGGUUGUCCUCCAUCGUCCAUGGUAUUUUGCAUGUAUUACCUGAUCUGUCUGUCAUACUUCGUCUACAUGGUUAUCUCAUUUUACGUCCCUCUACUGGCCAAAUAUAAUCUUGGAUUGAAACUUAUCCACGUGAAGUUAAUUUACCUCAACAGUUCUCUGUUUUCCUUCGUGUUGUUUCUUGCCACCCCACUCAUUUUGGAAAACGUCUGCGAAACAACUUUUCUCCUGCCCAUCCAACAUUGCUUCUUUUAG